Marchantia polymorpha subsp. ruderalis is the source of this 2747-nucleotide messenger RNA. Lineage: Eukaryota; Viridiplantae; Streptophyta; Marchantiopsida; Marchantiales; Marchantiaceae. The record is from the annotation of a GenBank genome assembly.
UGCUCAAACAACCGGCAAAUAACUUAACGAGCAUCUGCGGUUGACAAGAAGAUCGACGUUGUAACUAGAAUGCAGUAAAACUUCACUGCGACUUCAAAGAUGUAAAUUCAAAGAGGGCCAUGGUUACGGUUAUAGUACACGUCCAUGAGAAUAAAUUUCAACGUUUGUGGUCAAAUACCGCUGGCUGGUUGCAAGCGUUACCGUUGGCUAAGCGUUGGCUAAGCGCCCGUUCCAAACUUUGAAAGCUGUAUCUCUUCAGCCAAACUACAACAGAGAAGGAAGAGCUGGACAUCUCACUUUUGUGGAGCAAAGAUGUACGUGCUUGAAUGAUUGGUGUAAUCAAGCCUUGGAGAGGAGUUUGUCGAUGUCACUAAUGUUGAUGAAGUUGACUGGGUCCAAGGUUGAUGCAAAUCUCUCAUUGAAUUCUCAGUAUUGAAGUACGCACUUCGUCCGCGUUGUCAUUGGAAGUAGAUAGAGUUGAUAUGGUACAAGGAUGAUCCAAGUCUCGCCUUGAACUUUCCGUGAAGAAGCACUUAGUUAGAACAGGUUUGAAUCUGAGGAAAUCAGGUUGUGUUUCUUUGUUAUGACUAGUCUUUGGAAAGAGGUUUAUAUCUGACCAGCAAUUGAGUUGUUUAUAAUCGGGAAUUGCACAUUUUUUGUCUCAAAGUGGUUGCAAGAUUUUAAAGUUUUACCGCUUUUCUCAUUCAGAUUUCCAUAGUAAAUUGAAAUAGUAAAGUACAGCGUUCCCAGUAGAGACAGCUUCCAUCAGGAAGAAAGGUUGUUCUUCAUUGUAUCUAUGUUCUCUGACUUGUGUAGCAGUUGUCCUUGCAGUUUACAGGAAAACCUUUCUGAUGUUCCUCAGUCUUGGUUGCAAAGAACAAGGUGUCCACUCUGUUUCAGGUGUACAAGAAACGGUUAAUUCAGCUCUUGGAUUUGGAGAAACUAUUGACAGCGGGCUUAGUUGAAAGGGAGGCACAACAUGAAGUCGAAGAAUAAGAACAUCCCAUUCGCUAGUGCAGAAAACCUUCUCAAUCCUUUGUUGGCUUGCCAUGCAUUGAUCCAAGAUGCUCUUCAUCGGUGCAAAGAGUCGCAAGUUGCAACUCGCAUCACCGUCACUCUUACAAAAUUCGCAAUGACAGAUAGAGAUGACCAUGUAUGUCGAAUUUCAGUUGCUGAUACAGGGUGUGGAGUGAGUAGAGAUAUGUUUGGAGAUUUUUUUCCAUAUAAAGCUCGAGGAAUUACUGCAGAGUUUGAGUCUACUAAUGUAAUUUGGGAUGGGGUUCUAUACAUCACCACGACAUGUCUUGAUGAGCAGAUCAUUCGAAAUUAUGAAAUAAAGAUAGGUGUCCAUGAUUUCAAACAUAAAAUUGUUCAAAGCAAUGAACAAAGCAAACAUACCUCCUUCAGGGGUACAGAGAUUUCGAUAUUGUUGGAAGGAAAUCCGAUCAAUCUUCAGAAGUACGUUCAAGAUUUGUGUGAGAAGAUGACGAUACUGAAUUUGCAGGAUGUGUUUGUGGAAUUCUGCGAAGAAACACUUAAUCCACAUGACAAGCGCCAAACAAAUUGCUUGUCUUUAUGCGAUGGAGGGAGAAAAGUUGAUGAAUUUUCUUCAACUUUGGAUCUGAUGUGUCUUGGAUUGGAAGAUUACACUUUCAAGUACAUCUACAAGUCCAUACGAAGAUCCGGACACCUGAAUGAACUGAUGCGAGACAUCAGGUUUGGCAAAGCCGAAACUAUCUCACAGGCAGGAUCAAACAAAAGAGAGUGGACAUUGCAAGCUUGUUUGAUUUUGAUUGUCAAAGAAAUUCAAGGCAAAGAGAUGAUGAACUCCGAAGCUGAGCGUCCCUUGCAGACACAGAUAACUUUUUUUGAUAAUCAUUACUUACAUUCGCAAAUCCCAAAGUCUGCGCUCCGAGCUCUAAGUAGAGUGGAUUGGUCGAAGAUUGGACUUCGGAUCAAGAAGAGAUCUAUCCAAUUCUGCAACCAAGCUCCCUCUGGUGUCAUUGUGUGGGAUCAAUACCCGAAGGAUAUUGAGCGCUUGGACUUGGUGCUACAUAGAGUUGGAAGAUCCUCAAGUCAGACACUCUAUAGAGGAGAGUAUACGGUGACCAAGAAGACCAUCGAAGCUGCCUUGAACGACUUGAAGUAUAACUGCCCUCAAAUCUUGUCUACACCACAUGAAAGUCGUGUAUCAUCAAAAGUUCCGAAAAAGAAGACUUUAAGGAAGAUUGUGCAAGCAUCCUCAACCUGCCUUCGGGCGAAUUGGGUGAUAUGAGACAGGCCAUUGAGGCUAAGCUGUUGGCAGCAUUUAACAGGCAAAUACAUCCUAGUCAGACUGAGAAGGCAUCCAGCAUACUCAAAUUCGAAGACAUCCAAAACUUGCUGGAUCAUACACCAGAGAUGGGAGGAGAUGACUUCAAUUCAGAAUGCAGCAAAGUAUGGAACUAUUUAUAAUCGAGUCAAUCCUAACUGUGCGGCUAGAUUAAGCACCUUUGUUGCUCAUCCAGCUGGUCAUAAACCCGGGAGUCAGAAUGAAAUAUUCUCUGCAAAAUAGGAUAGAAGAUUUGAUUGUGCUCCUUUAUUCGGUCCAUCCACAACAGUAUGAACUUUAGGCUGUGCUUAUUUGUGUAGCUCGAAGAAUUCGUAGAUUGAUACGCACACCCUAAGAUAGUCUGUCCACAAAGAGAGUAGUGCCCUAUGAUGGAGAAUUCUGUAAAUAAGUUGAACUACAUAUGAUUGUGCAAAGC